Molecule: messenger RNA, 711 nt
Organism: Lathyrus sativus (Indian pea)
Lineage: Eukaryota; Viridiplantae; Streptophyta; Magnoliopsida; Fabales; Fabaceae
Source: the annotation of a GenBank genome assembly
AUGGUGAACGCUUCAGUAGCUCGUAACAUUGUUGGCAUUAUAGGGAAUGUUAUCUCCUUCGUAUUGUUCUUCUCGCCAGCUCCGACUUUCUAUAAAAUCAUAAAGAAGAAAGAUGUGGAGGAGUUCAAGCCUGAUCCAUACAUAGCAACUGUCUUGAAUUGUGCGUUUUGGGUAUUCUAUGGAUUACCUUUUGUGCACCCAAAUAGUCUUUUGGUUGUUACCAUCAACGGUGUUGGGCUUGUUUUCGAGUUCGUCUAUCUCACCAUAUUUUAUGUCUAUUCCAACAACAAAGGAAGGAAGAAGUUGCUUCUUUAUCUUGUCAUUGAGGCUAUUUUCUUUGCUGCCAUUGUUCUUAUAACAAUGUUAGCAUUACAUGGCACUACCAAAAGAUCCUUGGUGGUUGGUAUUGUUUGUGAUAUCUUCAAUAUAUUGAUGUAUGUUUCUCCUCUUACUGUUAUGGCAAAGGUUAUCAAAACUAAGAGUGUUGAAUACAUGCCAUUUUGGCUCUCUUUGGCUAACUUUCUUAAUGGAUUGUGCUGGACUACAUACGCUCUCAUUCACCCUCUUGACAUUUAUGUUCUUAUCAGCAAUGGUAUUGGAGUAAUUUCUGGACUUGUUCAGCUUUUGCUAUAUGCUUUUUUCUGGUGCAAGGGUGAAAAUAAAAAAGAAGCUGAAGAUGAUGUCCCUAAACCAACUGUAGCUGCAGUUUGA